Molecule: messenger RNA, 800 nt
Organism: Lycium barbarum (goji berry)
Lineage: Eukaryota; Viridiplantae; Streptophyta; Magnoliopsida; Solanales; Solanaceae
Exons: 2
Coding region: 223-549 (108 amino acids)
Source: RefSeq, a predicted model, not a curated record
AUAACUCCACCAUUCCUUAAAACUCUCUUUCCAGUGCCAAGCUUCUCUUCUCUCUCCACCAAACUAAAAUUACCCCCAUUGAUUUCCUUUUCAAGUGCUUGCCAUCUUUCACAAUUCAGUUUUCAAACAAAAUGAGCCAAAAUGAGAGUGCGUCUAAUGGAUCGAGGAUGAAUUGUAACUGUGAUAUUGCAGCGAGGAUUUUCACGGCUUUCACUCCUAUGAAUGUUUGGAGACGCUUGUAUAAGUGUGCUAGACCUAAUGUUUUUAAAUGUGUUUUGGAAAUGGAUUGAUGAGUCGCUCCAUCCUAGAUUUUCUGAUCUCAUUCACAAUUUGAAGAAGGAAAAUGAUAGUCUUAAACAUGAAAAGAAUGCUUUGGAGACUGAUCUUGAAAAGUUUUUGGCAUAUGAUAUUGAAGAAAAAUGUGGUGAUAAAGAUGAAAUUAGUGUCUCCAAGGGUGAGGAGGUUGUGUCAAUAAUGAAGAGAUUUUUGUCGACAAUGAAGUUGUUGAUAAGCCUUUGGCGGAUGUUCAUGAUGGGACGAAAAAAUUGACGGAAAAAGUGCUGAAAUUGUGGAUUGGGAUAGCUAUGUCGUGGUGUUGUUUUGCUGGAUUCAUCACAUCUUGGGUGAUGAAAUAGAUAUCGUUUUCCUUUUCAAUUUCAAUGUGGCAGUUGUAAUCUCAUUAAGGAUAUGUUUGUGUUAGUAGUUGUUUUGAAUGCAAUUGUAAAUACUGUGUCAAAUUGUAGUUGUUUGUGUUAGUAAUUGUGUUCAAUUUGAAUGCAGUUGUAAUUGUAGUUGUUCAA